Messenger RNA from Dibothriocephalus latus, 279 nucleotides. Lineage: Eukaryota; Metazoa; Platyhelminthes; Cestoda; Diphyllobothriidea; Diphyllobothriidae. The record is from the annotation of a GenBank genome assembly.
AUGCACGCCAGUAGUAGUGCCUCCAAUCUCUCAUCUGAACGCCCUUCCUUCACUACUGCCGGACCUGCCACUGCAUCACCGCAUCAUCUCUAUCAGUCCGCCUCUUCCUCAAAUCUGAUUGGUCAAGAUGGUGCCCCUACUGCUACUGCCGCCCCUCGAAAGAACCCAUUCGAGGACUUGGACCCCUUCUUCGAGGCUGCUGCUGCGAGUGCUGCUUCUGUGCAUGGUGCCGCAUCAACUGGCCAGAGUCCCUUCCACAAAUCUUCAGGUAAGUGCUAG